This is a messenger RNA of Radiomyces spectabilis, 1615 nucleotides long. Its product is annotated as Hydroxyethylthiazole kinase family-domain-containing protein. NCBI's taxonomy places the organism in Eukaryota, Fungi, Mucoromycota, Mucoromycetes, Mucorales, Radiomycetaceae. Bases 31 to 1551 code for a protein of 506 amino acids. The transcript has 6 exons. Gene Ontology annotation, biological process: thiamine biosynthetic process. Gene Ontology annotation, molecular function: ATP binding; magnesium ion binding; thiamine-phosphate diphosphorylase activity. Gene Ontology annotation, cellular component: cytoplasm. The record is from RefSeq and is a predicted model, not a curated record.
ACUCAGCCCAUCCCCUUCUUUUUCAAUUUCAUGUCCCCGAAACACGUCGACUAUUCUUUAUACCUUGUCACUGACAGCAGCCUUGUCCCGGAAGGCGCCACAUUUUUGGGCCAAAUCGAACAAGCGUUGCAAGGUGGCGUCACCUUGGUGCAGUUGCGCGAAAAAGAAAGCGAUACAGGCCCUUUUAUCCAGCUCGCUUUGCAAGUGAAACAGCUCACGCAGAAAUACAAUGUGCCUCUCAUUAUCAAUGACCGUCUCGACGUGGCCAUUGCCGUCGAUGCUGACGGUGUUCAUAUUGGUCAGGACGACAUGCCACUUCACAAGGCACGCCAAAUGUUGGGUCACAAGAAAAUCAUUGGUGUCUCAGUCAACAAUAUUGAAGAAGCCACCGUCGCCAUUCAAGGCGGCGCCGACUACCUCGGCAUUGGUGCGGUCUGGUACACUUCGACCAAGCAACUCAAGAAACAACCCCUCGGUGUUGUCGGUGUCCAGAACAUUCUCAAGUCGAUGGAGUCGCAUCCUAUUCCAACCGUUGCUAUUGGAGGUAUCACGCCUGAAAACACUUCAGAACUGUUUGUAGGCUCGCGCACGGACAAGUUGCACCUGGACGGUUUUGCUAUUGUUUCCGCGAUCAUGGCCUCGGCUGAUCCAAAGGCCACUUGCGCCCGCUGGAUCGAAACCAUUCGUGCCGAUCGCGCCAAGCUCGGUAUCAAAGAACACACAGACGUGGAUGACGCCGUUUCUUUCGCGAUUCAAGCGGCUUCCAAUAUUAAAGCCAACUCGCCCAUGGUACACCACAUCACAAACUACGUGGUGAUCAACGAUAAUGCAAAUGCAACCCUUGCCGUGGGUGCUUCACCCAUCAUGUCCACCAAUCGGGAAGAAAUGGAAGAAUUAGCCGCCGUCAAUGGCGCUCUUGUAUUGAAUAUGGGUACAUUGAAUGAUAUCAGUACCAUGAUCCUCGCCGCACAAGCCAAUGCGCGCCAUGGCAAUCCGGUGGUAUUGGACCCGGUUGGAACCGGUGCCACCCAAUUCCGACGUACCACCACCGACCGGUUCCUGAAGGAAUGUGAUUUGACCAUCAUCAAGGGCAACGGAGGUGAAAUCUUGUCCAUGGCCGGACGAGGCGGUCGUUCGCGAGGCGUCGACUCGGUUGGCCAAACCGAUGAAGAAAAUGCCGUUCUCGCCGUGAAAGAACUGGCGCAAAAACAUGGCUGUAUUGUAGGCAUGACGGGUCCCAUCGAUUACAUUUCUGAUGGCAAGCGGGUAUUUGCUAUUGAAAACGGGGAUCAAUUAAUGCCAUGCAUCACAGGCAGUGGUUGCAUGGCCACCUCGGUGGUGGCCUGUUUCGCCGCAGCCAACCGAUCCGAUUACCUGUUAGCCACGGUUGGCGGUAUUUUGACGUUGAAUGUGGCGUCCGAAUUGGCCGCGAAUCGAAGCGAGGUUCACGGACCUGGAAGUUUCCGUGCGGCUCUCAUUGAUGAGCUUUACAACAUCACCAACUCACCUUCUAUUCUCAAACAAUAUGCGAGAAUUCGAGUCAUUGCUUAGAGAAAGAGCGGGUCGAUUUUCUUUUUAUUCCGGUAUGUGCGUUAUCGAAUAAAAACUUCUACAG